This is a messenger RNA of Cuscuta epithymum, 7209 nucleotides long. The record is from the annotation of a GenBank genome assembly. NCBI's taxonomy places the organism in Eukaryota, Viridiplantae, Streptophyta, Magnoliopsida, Solanales, Convolvulaceae.
AGAAUGAGAGGGCUUGGACAUUAGCCUAAAAAUUCCCGUGGUUUUCUCCCUUUCGGGUUUCCACGUAAAAACUGAGUGUUCAUACAUAUAUUUACUAUAUCGUGUUGGAUUAAACUCAACACUGGCGCCGUCUGUGGGAAUCUGUCCAAAAAGAUUCGUGUGUUCUACUGUUCUUGAGUUCUACAAAAAAUUCAUACGAGUGGACUGAUUCCAACAAAGAAAAAGCAUUCUGGAAAGCAAAAUAGGAGGAAGAAGAUUCUGGGAACGAGGAAGAAAAUUUCUGAGAAAAUGAUUCUGGAAAAUUGCAGAUCGGGGAUGGAACUGCCGGAACCGCCGUCAUCAUUCCCGCCGCCAUGAAACCUUGGGCGAGUGUACGCGCGCUGGAUGGAGCUCGCGGCAGCGCUCCAUUUGUUGAUCCCGGCUUCUGGUGAAACGCCGCCUGCAACGGAGUCGCUCGUGGCCAGCAUCUGGUUUCACCGACCACCGCCUGAGUCGUCACACCACCUGGUCAGCCGCGGCUCGAACCUCCACCGGACAUCCUGUUCUGCCGACGCGAGGACCCGCCAACUGGGAGUUCUUUGAUCUCUGCCAUUAAUGGGGAUUUGGAGCUCGGGGAGGGUACUCUCAAAGCUCGAGUAGCAGACCUCCCACCGAACCAGACCAUGUGGUCAUCCUUGCUCUGCUGCAAGCGUCUGUACCGCCGUCAUUUGUCCUUGGGUUGGGAGCCGGAGUUUCAGCCAGCUUUCCUAAGGUGCGGGGUGUUGCAGAAUCGCUCAAGAGCCUUGGUCCUCAUAAGGCCACGUGAGUAGGAUGAAUGGUGGCGGAUGGAUAAGUUUGGGAGCAUCUUGACUAAGUCAACUAAUUCCAGAAAUUCCAACUGGCCGAACAUCUAUUCUUAGAGCUAAGUGCUCUUACUCCUGCUCUUUAAUUAAAAUGCUCCAUAAUACGAUCAUAGAUGCUUUUGUUGACCAUCACCAUUAUUUAACAGGGGUUAAAUACCCCGAAAUUAAAUAAUGUCGAGCAAAGCUCAGAUGAGUAAAGCUCUAGUGAUAAUUAAUUCCACCGUCAUUUAAAUUUAAUGACUGGUUGUUGGUGGGCCCGAUUAGCCCACUCCCGAUCGGCUUUAAUUAGCGAACGGGGCAUAUCUGAAUGACUUAUGGUAGGAUAAUACUAUUAUUACUACCCGUGCAUCACUAUUAUUUAUUAGGGAUAAAAAUGUCCCGAAAUUAAAUGAUGCAGAGCGAAGCUCUAGUAAUAAUUAGUUCAGCCAACUUUUUUAUUAAAAAUUUAAUUGUUGGGGGGUUCGAUUAGCCCACUCUUGAUCGGCUUUGAUUAGCGAUCUGAGCGUCUCCAGAGGGUAGUGUCCCAAUGACGCGUUUUAAUUUGGGGGUUACGCAAUAGUCCGCACGGCACCGAGUGCUCGAGAGACGAUAGUACCCUAGUACCACCUGCGCCACUAGGCGAAGUGACUGUGCCAAACGCGGCCUGUGGGGCCCGAGGGCACCGAAGCGCUCAAACUCGUUGUUUUUGAGGGCAAUGCGACCAACUUGGGUCUGAGUUUUCAACUCACAGACCAGUGAUUAUCCCUAUGUGACGUUCGGCGGGCUGCUAAUUGGCCCCGCCGCGAGCUCCUACGUCCAUUAACCCCGCACGAUGAGCCGGGCCGAGGGUCACGAUGACCCAUAGGCCGGUAAUCGUGGGUGUUAGAGAGAAGGCCAUGCAGAUGGUUAUGUGUGCAUAUUUAUUGUCGGGCCGUGCGGCCCGUUAUCAUGCUUAUUGCGCAGCUGAAGCCACUCGACGCGCUUGAGCGAAAUGAUUAGAAGACGCUCGGCCCGAGUCUUGAAGACGUGCAGGGCCGGCUAAAGAGGAGACCAUCACGGCUGAGGACCGUGAGACGAGCAUCUCCACCUAGAGGCCGAGGGCCUAGAGGAGACCACCACGGUUGAGAACCGUGGGACGAGCAUCUUCACCCCAGAGACCGAUGGCCUAGGAGAGAACACCUAGAGGCCGAGGGUCUAGAGUGGACUACCACGGCGGAGGACCGUGAGACGAUCAUCCAUCAUUCUGAGGCCGAGGGCCUAGAGGAGACCAUCACGGCCGAGGGCCGUGAGACCAUCCUGAUUUUCAGGUCGGCCUCUCAUUGCCGACAUCAUCAUACCACGACCGGCCUCUCGGCUCGGCGUGCCUAUCUUUUGAAGACCGGCCUCGUCCCCACAUUGCGCGGGUGAGGACCGUUGCUGGAUUUCAGGUCGGCCUGUCAUUGCCGAUGUCAUUAUAUAUCACGACCGGCCUCUCGGCCCGGCGUGAUUAUGAUAUUUGAAGACCGGCCUCGUCCCCGCGCUGCGCGGAUGAGGACCGUUGCUUGAUUUUAGGUCGGCCUCUCAUUGCCGACAUCAUUAUAUCACGACCGGCCUCUCGGCACGGCGUGUUUAUCUUUUGAAGACCGGCCUCGUCCCCGCGCUGCGCGGAUGAGGACCGUUGCUUGAUUUUAGGUCGGCCUCUCAUUGCCGACAUCAUUAUAUCACGACCGGCCUCUCGGCACGACGUGAUUAUCUUAUUUGAAGACCGGCCUCGUCCCCCGCGAUGCGCGGAUGAGGACCGUUGCUUGAUUUCAGAUCGGUCUCCCGUCGCCGACAUCAUCAUACCACGACCGGCCUCUCGGCACGGCGUGUUUAUCUUUUGAAGACCGGACUCAUCCCCGCUCCUAGCGGAUGAGGGCCGUUGCUUGGUUCUUGCAGGUCGGCCCCUCAUUGCCGACACUGUCACAUCAUGUUCGGCCGCUCAUUGCCGACACCAUUAUACCACGACCGGCCUCUCGGCUCGGCGUGCUUAUCUUUUGAAGACCGGCCUCGUCCCCGCCACCUCGCGGACGAGGACCGUUGUUUGAUUCUUUCAGGUCGGCCUCUCACUGCCGACACUAUCAUGUUAUGUUCGCCUCUCGGCACGACAUAUUUAUCUUUUGAAGACCGGUUUCAUCCCCGCGCUGCGUUGGAUGAGGGCCGUUGCUCGGAUAUAUCGGCCUGCCGGACACUAUUGCCAUCUCCUUAUCAGGACCGACCGCUCAGCGACAUUAUGAUCAUUGUAUAUCGGCUCCCAAUGCCGACCUUCUUGAGUUAGCGAUCGGGCUCACCCCUCCCUUUAGGAGGGUGACCAUCGCCUUCGCAUGACAUUAUGUGUGACAUCACUUGUGGUUAUUCUUGGAACCGACGAACGUAUUUUCCUCCCUCAAAAAAAAAAAAAAAGGAAGAAAAAAAAAUAGAAGAAAAGAAAAGAAAAAAAAAAAAAAAAAAGAUGGGGAGAAGGGGAGACGAGAUCCUAUGAGAGAGGGAGUCUUGACGAGGUAUGCCUGAUCUUCCUUCGCCGCGUAUGACGAACGUCUCCCGACGCGGAGGCUAGUAGGACGUGGGGGGGGCUAGACGUACCAAAGGGAACCUCGGCAAGAUAAACCAGUUCCUCCCAUGACCCGUGGUUCGAUGAACACCUUCUGCUACAGCAGAAGGCUAGUAGGGCCACGAGCAUGGGACGACGAAGCAGGGAAUCCCGACGUGGAUAAACCAGUGACCUCCUUGCGAUCGUUGGAUGACCGAACGUCUUCUUCGAAGCAAGAAGAUUAGUAGGACCACGACAGGGACGAACGAAGAAUAGGGAAUCCCGACGUGGAUAAACCUGUUCCUCCUUGCGAUCGUGGGAUGACCAAACGUCUUCUUCGAAGUAAGAAGAUUAGUAGGACCACGACAAGGACGAACGAAGAAUAGGGAAUCCCGACGUGGAUAAACCUGUUUCUUCUCAUAGUUGGUAUGACGAACGUCUCCUGCGAAACCAGGAGACCAGUACUCACGAGACUUGGGAAGAACGAAGAACCAGUUCUUUACCGGAGUCUGUUGCGUGCCGAGUGUACACCGCUUAGCGGUCCAUACAUAGGACCACGGAUACGGUAGACGAACGAAGACCAGCUCCAUGGAUCCGACAUGAAGAACCAGUUCUUUACCGGAGUCUGUUGCGUGCCGAGUGUAAACCGCUUAGCGGUCAAUACAUAGGACCACGGAUACGGUAGACGAACGAAGACCAGCUCCAUGGAUUCGACAUGAAGAACCAGUUCUUUAUCGGAGUCUGUUGCGUGCCGAGUGUACACCGCAUAGCGGUCCGUACAUAGGACCACGGAUACGGUAGACGAACGACGAUCAGCUCCCCAGAUCAGGUAGGAGGGACAUCGCCCAGAUUUAUUUCAGGCUCACCAUUCUUUCCCGGAUGAAGUCCUGGCAGACGAUCGGUUCCUCACAGCCAAUCAGGAGAGAGACUUGACACAUCACUAGCACGGCCGAGGGCCGCGAGAGGCCGAGGGCCAUGAGAUGAUCAUCACUAUUUUUAUGCAUCACGAUCGGCCCCUCAGCGCCAUCGUGUCCUGAUUCACGGUUCGGAUCGCCCAUUCCCUCCAGGAUGGCGACGACCGUCUUAUGCAGUACGAUCGGCCCCUCAGCGCCAUCGUACCCAGCUCACGUUCGGAUCGUCCAUCCCUUCCAGGGUGGCGACGAGCGUCUUAUGCAUCACGAUCGGCCCCUCAGCGCCAUCGUGUCCAGAUUCACGGUUCGGAUCGCCCAUUCCCUCCAGGAUGGCGACGACCGUCUUAUGCAGUACGAUCGGCCCCUCAGCGCCAUCGUACCCAGCUCACGUUCGGAUCGUCCAUCCCUUCCAGGGUGGCGACGAGCGUUUUAUGCAUCACGAUCGGCCCCUCAGCGCCAUCGUGUCCUGAUUCACGGUUCGGAUCGCCCAUUUCCCUCCAGGAUGGCGACGACCGUCUUAUGCAGUACGAUCGGCCCCCUCAGCGCCAUCGUACCCAGCUCACGUUCGGCUCGUCCAUCCCUUCCAGGGUGGCGACGAACGUCUUAUGCAUCACGAUCGGCCCCUCAGCGCCAUCGUGUCCGGAUUCACGGUUCAGAUCACCCAUUCCCUCCAGGAUGGCGACGAACGUCUUAUGCAUCACGAUCGGCCACUCAGCGCCAUCGUGUCCAGUUCACGGUUCGGCUCGCCCAUUCCCUCCAGGAUGGCGACGACCGUCUUGUGCAGUAUGAUCGGCCCCUCAGCGCCAUCAUACCCAGCUCACGUUCAGCUCGUCCAUCCCUUCCAGGGUGGCGACGAACGCCUUAUGCAUCACGAUCGGCCACUCAGCGCCAUCGUGUCCAGUUCACGGUUCGGCUCGCCCAUUCCCUCCAGGAUGGCGACGACCGUCUUGUGCAGUAUGAUCGUGUCCAGUUCACGGUUCGGCUCGCCCAUUCCCUCCAGGAUGGCGACGACCGUCUUGUGCAGUAUGAUCGUGUCCAGUUCACGGUUCGGCUCGCCCAUUCCCUCCAGGAUGGCGACGACCGUCUUGUGCAGUAUGAUCGGCCCCUCAGCGCCAUCAUACCCAGCUCACGUUCAGCUCGUCCAUCCCUUCCAGGGUGGCGACGAACGCCUUAUGCAUCACGAUCGGCCCCUCAGCGCCAUCGUACCUGGCUUCACGGUUCGGCUCGUCCAUCCCUUCCAGGGUGGCGACGAACGUCUUAUGCAUCACGAUCGGCCCCUCAGCGCCAUCGUGUCCGGAUUCACGGUUCGGAUCACCCAUCCCUUCCAGGGUGGCGACGAACGCCUUAUGCAUCACGAUCGGCCACUCAGCGCCAUCGUGUCCAGUUCACGGUUCGGCUCGCCCAUUCCCUCCAGGAUGGCGACGACCGUCUUGUGCAGUAUGAUCGGCCCCUCAGCGCCAUCAUACCCAGCUCACGUUCAGCUCGUCCAUCCCUUCCAGGGUGGCGACGAACGCCUUAUGCAUCACGAUCGGCCCCUCAGCGCCAUCGUACCUGGCUUCACGGUUCGGCUCGCACAUUCCCUUCAGGAUGGCGACGACCGUCUUAUGCAGCACGAUCGGCCCCUCAGCGCCAUCGUGUCUCUUUCACGUCCGGAUCGCGCAUCCCUUCCAGGAUGGCGACGAACGUCUUAUGCAGUGCGAUCGGCCCCUCAGCGCCAUCGUACCUGGCUUCACGGUUCGGCUCGCACAUUCCCUUCAGGAUGGCGACGACCGUCUUAUGCAGCACGAUCGGCCCCUCAGCGCCAUCGUGUCUCUUUCACGUCCGGAUCGCGCAUCCCUUCCAGGAUGGCGACGAACGUCUUAUGCAGUGCGAUCGGCCCCUCAGCGCCAUCGUACCUGGCUUCACGGUUCGGCUCGCACAUUCCCUUCAGGAUGGCGACGGCCGUCUUAUGCAGCACGAUCGGCCCCUCAGCGCCAUCGUGUCUCUUUCACGUUCGGAUCACGCAUCCCCUCCAGGAUGGCGAUCGACCGUCUUAUGCAGCAUGAUUGGCCCCUCGGUGGCAUCAUGUCUAGUCCACCUUCGGCUCCGCCCAUGCCAUCUCGGAUGGGGGACCCGUCUUAUGCAGCACGUCUGCUUCUCGGCGCUGACAUGCCCGUGUUAUCGAUGAGAGCUACUGCUUCUAUCACAUCUUGCAUUCCCUCUCUCGUACAUUACAUACAUACAUUACAUGCAUACAUACAUUCAUGCAUCAUACCUCAUACAUUCAUACAUACACACGUGCAUCAUGUUUUGAUAGUACCGCGACGUCGGGUUAUAGAUGAUGGACCUCUAAGCUUCUCCGAUUGGAAAGCUCGAGUCAGAGUCCUUUACUCCCGCCUGAUGCAUUCAGGGGGAGUGUGCCCGUGGAGGAGCACCCUUCGCCCGACCCUGUCGGGAAGGGGGGUGCCUCACUGGUAGAUUACGUUCAGGAGUGCAGACACUCACUCAUAUAUGAUGAUUAUGUGAAGACACAGUUUCCAGCAAGACAGAGGAAGAGCGCAGGCAGAGUAUAUUUUCUCGAGCAGAUUCGCGAGCUCACUACUCAAGAAACUGGGGGACUUGUGUUGGGAUAUAUUAUCCCGGCCUAUUACUGUUCAGGGGCCCAAGACAUUAUCCAGUACGGAGCCCGAGCAGCUAGGCCCAUUUCGGCCCAUUAGGCCCGAUAUUGGCCCGUUUGGCCCAUUAGGGUGGAGAGCACCCUUUCCCUUUGUCUAUAAAUAGGGAGCUUAGCCUCCAUAUUAUGGAUCCUUUUCUUUUCUUCUUCCUUUAGCUCUCUAGAUUAGAUAAUACUCCAUUAAUUGGAGCUCAAAUUGUAUUAUGUAAUGGUGAGGAGAGCCUAAUGAGAAUGAGAGGGCUUGGACAUUAGCCUAAAAAGUCCCGUGGUUUUCUC